Drosophila takahashii is the source of this 529-nucleotide messenger RNA. Its product is annotated as S-phase kinase-associated protein 1. Gene Ontology annotation, cellular component: cytoplasm; nucleus. Gene Ontology annotation, molecular function: cullin family protein binding. NCBI's taxonomy places the organism in Eukaryota, Metazoa, Arthropoda, Insecta, Diptera, Drosophilidae. The record is from RefSeq and is a predicted model, not a curated record. Gene Ontology annotation, biological process: SCF-dependent proteasomal ubiquitin-dependent protein catabolic process.
CAUAUUUAUUAAAGACCGAAUCGACUGCAGAUUCGUUUCGAGAAUGGUGCGCCUGGAGACCAGAGAUGGCCGGAUAAUUAGGGUGAACCUGGCUCUGCUUGAGCGAUCCUUGGUAAUCAGUGAAAUGUGCCGUUUUGGCCAGGACUCCGAGGGCGAGGAUUUCAUUCUCCCGCUGCACGGCAUUCACAGCGGUGUCCUGCUGAAGAUCCUCCUGUGGGCUGAGUACCACAAGGGCCAUGAGGAACCCGCCUGGGUGGCCAAAGAUGGACCUCUUCCGGCCGAGGAGAUCGAGCUCCAAACUUCCGACUGGGACAAGGAGUUCCUGCGGGUAGAGAUCAAAAACGUUUACGAUCUGAUGGAGGGCUCCAAUUAUCUGGACAUCCGUUGGCUGUACAAGCUGUGUGCCCAGAAACUAGUUUUCCACAGCAAUCGGGAGCCGGUGGCCCAGUUCAGCAAAUGUUCUAAGAAGAUCCCAUCUUCGAUCGAGUGCCAGACCGUCUUUACUGAACAGCCCUUUGAAGAAUACUAA